Suillus paluster is the source of this 573-nucleotide messenger RNA. RefSeq lists its product as uncharacterized. The record is from RefSeq and is a predicted model, not a curated record. The transcript has 5 exons. Lineage: Eukaryota; Fungi; Basidiomycota; Agaricomycetes; Boletales; Suillaceae. Bases 160 to 573 code for a protein of 137 amino acids.
GUGAUUUGUUUGUUCCCGAUGACGGAAUCGGCUGUGAUACACGCCCACAACGUAUAUGCGGUAAUUCUGGUCCCGUUUCAGGUUCAGGUUAUGGGGGCGCAGGAGCAGGAGUGAUUAAUCGAGGAUGUCUGUAUUGAGGAAUCAGGAUACGAGAAAGCCAUGCGCUCUGUUGCGGGGCUUGGGUAUGCCUAUGUCAGGUUGUGGGUGUCGGAUCUCCGAGUAUCUGAAGGAAUUCAUCGAGAUCUGUGGAGAUUGAAAGAUGCGUCGAUCGCGCCUACUGUGAGCAAGAAGGGCGUGCAGGGAAGGAAGAUACUUGUUAAGCAUAGCGGUGGGUGUGAUGGUAGCCUUUACAGAAGUAGAGAGCUUCUGAAGGCUUCUGAAGUGGAUGCAAUAAUGGACGAAGACUUCGUCUGCAUCCCUACGUUUGCCUCAGGGGCUCUCAUUUUUUUGCUGUGCCCUCGGGAGACAAUACAGAAUGGAUGCAGAAAUGACCAGUGGUUGAAUGAUUCACGACAAUCGGAGCAGCAGUCGUCGGCGAACAAUUUUUCGAAAACAUCAAAUCCACAUGGUUGA